UAUAAGCGGUCGUGGGACGCUGACAAGGUGUCAGCUGCGGAAUCUCCAACUGGCAGAGCCGCAGCUGCCCAAGAGGAGAACGCGGAGCCGGCCGGACCGACAGACGCGCCCCCUGCCCCUAGCUCACCAAGCCUCCCGGACGCUCACCGCGCAGUUCAGGUCCCGCCCGCCCCUAGGAGCCCAGAGCCGGGAUGGAAACGGUGCAGGAGCUGAUUCCACUGGUCAGAGAGAUGAUGGCCCAGAAGCCCAGCAGGAAGCUGGUGAAGCUGUACGUGGUGGGCGGCGUGCUGGCCCUGUUCGGCGUGGUGCUGAGCCUGAUGGAGACCGUGUGCAGCCCCUUUACGGCCGCCAGCCGCCUGCGCGAGGAGGAGGCUGCCAGGGCCGCACUGCAGGCCGCCCGGGAGCGCCAGGCCCUGCAGGCACUAGCCCUGCAGGAGAAGGACAAACAACGGGAUGCCAUCCUCUUCAGCCGGGCCCUAGCCAACCGGCAGCACGCCUCCUAGAAACUGUGGGAGGCCAGUAGAGGUGAGAGGAAGAGGGAGAGAGAGAGAGAGAGCGCGCGCGCAAGAAAGGAAAAGACAGAGCUGGAGACUGAGAAUGAUUCAAGUAGAAGAGAGCCGGAGUCCUGGGCUGUUUGGAUGGACUUUGGAGAAGCCAGACUCCCUGAAAGUGAGCUAGCUCACAGAUCCACCAAAAGGAGUCUGGGAUGAGUUUUGCUGCUGUGCAGCGCCGCAGAAGGAUGACCUGUCCAAAACUGCGUAUCUUUGAGCCCAGUGCAUCUACCAUUUGCACUAGAGCAGAAGGAGGAGAAGUCCUUUUUAUAUUAUUGGCAUUAUUAUUAUUGUUUUUACAAUGACCAUCAUUUUUAAAUAAAAGAUAUUUUAUACAAA
Phyllostomus hastatus (greater spear-nosed bat) is the source of this 890-nucleotide messenger RNA. It is a transcript of the gene G0S2, whose product is annotated as G0/G1 switch 2. Gene Ontology annotation, biological process: positive regulation of extrinsic apoptotic signaling pathway. The transcript is spliced from 2 exons. The record is from RefSeq and is a predicted model, not a curated record. The coding region runs from base 192 to 503 and encodes 103 amino acids. NCBI's taxonomy places the organism in Eukaryota, Metazoa, Chordata, Mammalia, Chiroptera, Phyllostomidae. Gene Ontology annotation, cellular component: mitochondrion.